UCAGACGCUUCUUUGAAUGAUUACAUCAACGCACUCUUCGAGACAUGAUAAGAUCCUCGAGUAGAGCUACCCGGUCAAUUUUGGCUUCAACUACAAACCUCAAACUAACCAGCAACCGCACAUUAACUCAACUUAAUUUAACCUCUGUAAACGUAAACAGAAGAAUGUCAGACUUCAGAACCGAAAGCGAUACUUUUGGGAAACUCGAAAUCCCGAACGAGAAAUAUUAUGGCGCUCAGACAAAACGGUCGACCAUGAAUUUUGACAUUGGUGGCGAGAGCGAACGAAUGCCGUUGCCUGUUAUCAAAGCGUUUGGUAUAUUGAAAAAAGCAGCAGCAUUAGCUAAUGUAAAGCAUGGCCUUGAUCAGAAAGUAGCAAACGCUAUUGCAGAAGCGGCCGAUGAAAUUGUAGAAGGAAAAUUGAACAGUCAUUUUCCGCUCGUAAUUUGGCAAACAGGUAGCGGAACUCAGAGUAAUAUGAAUGUUAAUGAGGUUAUUAGUAACCGAGCGAUAGAGAUUUUGGGCGGGAAACUUGGAAGCAAAGACCCCGUGCACCCUAACGAUCACGUCAACAAAAGUCAAAGUUCAAAUGACACUUUUCCGACAGCUAUGCAUGUUGCGGUUGCUAUGGAAACGACUUCAAAGCUAAUACCUGCCAUGGGAAAUUUAGCUGAAGCUUUGAAUAAUAAAUCGGAAGAAUUUAGUCAAAUUGUUAAAAUCGGAAGAACUCAUACUCAAGAUGCAGUUCCUUUAACUCUAGGCCAAGAAUUCAGCGCGUAUGUGCAACAACUGAAAAACGGCAUCGAACGUGUGAAAGGAUGUUUGCCAAGGGUUUAUGAACUAGCUAUUGGAGGCACAGCUGUUGGCACUGGUUUGAAUACCAAAAAGGGCUUCGCUGAAAGUGUCGCUGCCAACAUAAGCGAUAUUACUGGACUCCCAUUUACAAACGCGCCAAACAAGUUCGAAGCUCUAGCUGCUCAUGAUGCUAUGGUUGAAAUAUCAGGAGCUCUGAAUGUUAUUGCAGUUAGUUUAAUGAAGAUUGCGAACGAUAUUAGAUUGUUAGGAUCCGGACCCAGAUGUGGUUUGGGAGAGCUGAUUUUACCAGAAAAUGAACCAGGAAGUAGCAUCAUGCCUGGAAAAGUUAACCCUACACAAUGUGAAGCUAUAACAAUGGUAGCCGCGCAAGUUAUGGGCAACCACGUAGCGGUUACAAUCGGAGGUAGCAACGGCCAUUUUGAGCUUAAUGUGUUCAAACCGAUGAUAGUAGCGAAUGUUCUGCGAUCGAUUAGACUUAUUUCUGAUUCGUGCGAGUCAUUCCGGAAGAACUGCGUUGUCGGAAUUCUGGCGAAUAGCGUUCAGAUCGAGAAACUGUUGCAUGAGUCGUUAAUGUUAGUGACGGCUUUAAAUCCGCAUAUUGGCUAUGACAAUGCGGCUAAAAUUGCAAAGACGGCUCACAAAGAAGGAACUACACUUAAAGAGGCGGCCCUUAAAUUGGGAUUACUGACUGAGCAGCAAUUUAAUGAUUGGGUUAAGCCAGAAAAUAUGUUGGGGCCAUCUGAUUAAGGUGGAUGCAAUUACAGAUGAAAUAGGGGUUGAGAAGGUCUGUUUGAUGAGAAACUUAUAAAAAUUGUAUAUUUGAUGCAUUUGUGCAUUAUAUCAGUUAAACGCGAAACUUGAUGACCUUGAUUACUAAUAAAGAUUGUCUAAUUCUGA
Symsagittifera roscoffensis is the source of this 1712-nucleotide messenger RNA. RefSeq names its product probable fumarate hydratase, mitochondrial. The record is from RefSeq and is a predicted model, not a curated record. NCBI's taxonomy places the organism in Eukaryota, Metazoa, Xenacoelomorpha, Acoela, Convolutidae. Gene Ontology annotation, cellular component: mitochondrion; tricarboxylic acid cycle heteromeric enzyme complex. The transcript has a single exon. Gene Ontology annotation, molecular function: fumarate hydratase activity. Bases 45 to 1562 code for a protein of 505 amino acids. Gene Ontology annotation, biological process: tricarboxylic acid cycle; fumarate metabolic process; malate metabolic process.